Molecule: messenger RNA, 432 nt
Organism: Cadophora gregata
Lineage: Eukaryota; Fungi; Ascomycota; Leotiomycetes; Helotiales; Ploettnerulaceae
Exons: 4
Coding region: 1-432 (143 amino acids)
Molecular function (GO): oxidoreductase activity
Source: RefSeq, a predicted model, not a curated record
AUGCCUGGACCAAGUGACCCCCUUUUCGAUCCCGUCUAUGGCUUCGGAGGAAAUGGCGCAUACAUCGAGAACAUCACCGGCUUGAUCGACACCGCAGGCAUCACGAUUCCCGGCCGAACAGGCGGGGGAUGCGUCACUACUGGUCCCUGGGCAAAUCUUAUGGUCCCCAUGGGGCCUGGCAACAACCUCAGCUGCAAUCCUCACUACCUGCGACGAGACUUCGCUCCAUCCUUGGCCAUUUCGAAACUCAACUCUAGCGUUCUAGCAUGGGUACAGCAGGCGGAUACCUACGCACAGUAUGACAGACGGGUUCAGUCAAUGACACCUGAUAUUGCCGCCUUUGCAACCCAUGGGGGCGGGCACUCUGGUGUCGGUGGUGCUGUUGGUGAGUUUUCCGACUUUUACUCAUCUACUGGAGAGCCGAUCUUCUAG